Adelges cooleyi (spruce gall adelgid) is the source of this 2853-nucleotide messenger RNA. RefSeq names its product zinc finger protein ZFP2-like. Lineage: Eukaryota; Metazoa; Arthropoda; Insecta; Hemiptera; Adelgidae. Gene Ontology annotation, molecular function: DNA-binding transcription factor activity, RNA polymerase II-specific; RNA polymerase II transcription regulatory region sequence-specific DNA binding. The coding region runs from base 229 to 2796 and encodes 855 amino acids. Gene Ontology annotation, cellular component: nucleus. The transcript has 7 exons. Gene Ontology annotation, biological process: regulation of transcription by RNA polymerase II. The record is from RefSeq and is a predicted model, not a curated record.
ACCUUUGAUGAUACUAUGUUAUUAUGCUAUUUGUCUCAGUAUAUUGUAACAAUUUAGUAACGGUGUUAUAAGUGUCAAACUGUCCAAGGGAAACGUCAAACGGAUGAAUAUUGGAAUUUCGAGUCGGUGAUAGGUGUACGUUUUGAACAAAAUACUGCCGUUCGGAUUGGAACUAGUGACGAAGAGUGGUUAACUUCCAAAAGAUUGAAAUAUUCAUCGCAUAACAAUAUGAUCUCUUCGUCCCGAAAAAAUCCCCAAAGAAAAGUCGCCGGGAAAAAACUCGGAGAUAAAGAUAUCAUCAACGGGACUAAUGUUAAACACGAAUUUGAUGAAAUGGAAAAUCAUUGCUACGAAUCAUUGAUACAAGUUGAAGAAACGACAUCUGUAGACAUGCGAGCAACGAACAACUUGGCAGACGAAAAAUGCGAAUUGUGUUUAGAAUCGUUUACAUCCGGAAAGCAAUUGAAACAUCAUAUUACAACAUCACAUCAUGAUAUUUUUAAGAUCAAUGAAAUUCAAAUUAAAGACGAAGUCGAUACUGGUUUCGAAGAUAACGAUAUGAUCAACGAAACUAACAUUGAACAAGAGAAUGAUAAAAUGGAAAAACAUUGCUAUAAAUCUUUGAUAAAAAUCCAAGAAACUAAGGCUUCGGGCAUGCUAGCAACACACAGCUUGGUGGAGGAAAUAUGUGACUUGUGUCUGCAGUCAUUUACAUCUCAAAAGCAAUUGAAACAUCAUAUAACAAAAUCGCACAGUGGCAUUCCUAUGAUUGAUGAAUGUGCAGUUACAACAGAUGUCGAAAACGAAUUCAAAUUUAAUGAAACAGAAGACAAGCCAAGAACUAAACUUAAUGUAGGUGAGACCGACGACUACUACUACAAGUCUAUAUUUGAAAUAGGAGAAAAUAAUGAGCAAGUGAAAGAGCAACGAAAAACAAUCGACGGAAAUGAAUACAGUGACCAUCGUACGAGAAAUGAAGUGAACAAAAAAACUGACGGUUGUUAUUUCGAAUCGAGGAUUGAAACAGAUAACAAUAAAAAAUCAGCAACAAAGUAUAACAAUGAAGAUAUACCCAAACGACGGUUUUUCCAAUGUCAUUUAUGUCAAAAAAUAUUUGACACCAAAAAACAAAUAACUUUACAUAUAUUAAAAUCCCACCAAAGUUUAACGGAUUUUACUCGUAGAGAUAACGAUAUGAUCAACGAAACUAACAUUGAACAAGAGAAUGAUAAAAUGGAAAAACAUUGCUAUAAAUCUUUGAUAAAAAUCCAAGAAACUAAGGCUUUGGGCAUGCUAGCAACACACAGCUUGGUGGAGGAAAUAUGUGACUUGUGUCUGCAGUCAUUUACAUCUCAAAAGCAAUUGAAACAUCAUAUAACAAAAUCGCACAGUGGCAUUCCUAUGAUUGAUGAAUGUGCAGUUACAACAGAUGUCGAAAACGAAUUCAAUGACCAUCGUACGAGAAAUGAAGUGAACAAAAAAACUGACGGUUGUUAUUUCGAAUCGAGGAUUGAAACAGAUAACAAUAAAAAAUCAGCAACAAAGUAUAACAAUGAAGAUAUACCCAAACGACGGUUUUUCCAAUGUCAUUUAUGUCAAAAAAUAUUUGACACCAAAAAACAAAUAACUUUACAUAUAUUAAAAUCCCACCAAAGUUUAACGGAUUUUACUCGUAGAGAUAACGAUAUGAUCAACGAAACUAACAUUGAACAAGAGAAUGAUAAAAUGGAAAAACAUUGCUAUAAAUCUUUGAUAAAAAUCCAAGAAACUAAGGCUUUGGGCAUGCUAGCAACACACAGCUUGGUGGAGGAAAUAUGUGACUUGUGUCUGCAGUCAUUUACAUCUCAAAAGCAAUUGAAACAUCAUAUAACAAAAUCGCACAGUGGCAUUCCUAUGAUUGAUGAAUGUGCAGUUACAACAGAUGUCGAAAACGAAUUCAAUGACCAUCGUACGAGAAAUGAAGUGAACAAAAAAACUGACGGUUGUUAUUUCGAAUCGAGGAUUGAAACAGAUAACAAUAAAAAAUCAGCAACAAAGUAUAACAAUGAAGAUAUACCCAAACGACGGUUUUUCCAAUGUCAUUUAUGUCAAAAAAUAUUUGACACCAAAAAACAAAUAACUUUACAUAUAUUAAAAUCCCACCAAAGUUUAACGGAUUUUACUAACACAUACUCGAACAUCAGCCGAGCCUAUAAAUGUGACGUCUGCCUUAAGCCUUUUUCUACAAGUUCUAACCUCACAAUACACAAACGCGUGCACACUGGGGAAAAACCUUACAAAUGUAAUUUGUGCUCCAAGUUAUUUACUCAAAAAUCUAACCUCACACUACACAAACGAGUGCACACUGGGGAAAAGCUUUUCAAAUGUAAUUUGUGCUCUAAGUUAUUUACUCAUAAUUUCAGCCUCACACGUCACAAACUAGUGCACUCUGGGGAAAAGCCUUUCAAAUGUAAUUUGUGCUCCAAGUUAUUUACUCAAAAAUCCAACCUCGCACUACACAAACGAUUGCACUCUGGGGAAAAGUCCUUUAAAUGUAACGUGUGCUCAAUGACUUUUUCUCAAUUACCCAACCUUACACGUCACAAACGAGUGCACUCCGGGGAAAAGCCCUUUAAAUGUAACGUGUGCUCAAAAACUUUUUCUCAUACUCCCAGCCUCACAAUACACAAACGAGUGCACUCCGGGGAAAAGCCCUUUAAAUGUAAUGUGUGCUCAAAAACUUUUUCUGAUAAAUCCAACCUCAUACGACACCACAAACGCGUGCACACUGGGAAAAAGAAUUUAAAAUUUAUCUAGUGCUCUAAACCAUUUACUCAAAAACCUCACCUCACAAAACACAAAUAACGUGCACCA